AUUAUAUAUUGUCGCAAUCAUAUGACACUAGUAUGUACAAAUAUAUUUGUAUAUCAAUUUAAUAAAUAGAGCCAUAUAUACUAGAUGGAAAGACUUUCUUGAGAGAUUUAUCUUAAUCAAACCGGAUCACUAUAUAGCAUGGCGGAGGAAUCCUACGACGAAGAGUGUGACUACCUAUUCAAGGCGGUACUAAUAGGAGACUCCGCCGUCGGAAAAUCAAACCUCUUGUCGAGGUUCACGAGAGAUGAGUUCCGGUUAGACUCUAAACCGACCAUCGGAGUAGACUUUGCUUACCGGAAUGUUUGCGUGGGUGGUAAGACCAUCAAAGCUCAGAUAUGGGACACCGCCGGCCAAGAAAGAUUUAGAGCAAUAACGAGUUCGUACUACCGUGGAGCUUUAGGAGCUUUAUUGAUCUACGACAUCACAAGACGACAAACGUUCCAAAACAUAAAGAAGUGGUUGUCGGAGCUCAGAGGCUUCUCAAGCCCCGAUACUGUCGUUGUUCUCGUCGGUAACAAAUCCGAUCUCGGGCAGUCUAGAGAAGUUGAAGAAGAUGAGGGUAAGAGUUUAGCUGAGCUAGAGGGUCUAUAUUUCCUAGAAACAUCGGCUUUACAAAACCAAAACGUCGAAGAAGCGUUUCUAAGCAUGAUUGAACGGAUACAUGAGGUUUUGAUCCAGAAGAUCGCUUUAGAUAACAAAUCAAACGGUGACGACGGUGAUGGUCCGGUCGUUCCCGCCGGUAGAGAGGUAGUAAAUAUUGACGAAGUCACCGCCACUCGACCGUUGAGUACUUCUUUCUCCAAUUGUUGUCUCAAGUAAACCAUUUAUUUUUUGUCUAGAAUUAUUCAUUAAAUUGUAUUUGUAUAGUUGGUAUAAUGUAAUUUUAUUACUGUUGAAAUGUUGAAUUGGCUCUAUUUAUAUAUCUUUUAUUAUAGUUAAUC
Molecule: messenger RNA, 941 nt
Organism: Brassica oleracea var. oleracea
Lineage: Eukaryota; Viridiplantae; Streptophyta; Magnoliopsida; Brassicales; Brassicaceae
Product: ras-related protein RABA6b
Exons: 3
Coding region: 139-819 (226 amino acids)
Cellular component (GO): endosome
Molecular function (GO): GTP binding; GTPase activity
Source: RefSeq, a predicted model, not a curated record